GUCAGAUCCACGCACAUAAAUGUCGAGCAACAGGCAGGCACAGUGAGCACACACAAACAGGGAACUCAUCCGAGAAAGCCACAUCUGUAUCUGUCUGUAUGUCUUAGACACGAAAUGCCGCCAAAGUCAGACGAUUGGGAAGCCCGUCCUCUCUCCUCCUCUCUCUCGUUGUGUCGCCCCCCACCACCCCUCCGAGCCACGCUGAAUGGGCAAGUCACGAAGUGUAUGAACAUAACACAAAUACGGAAAACACAACAAAUGCAGGCUGCGUGCUGCUUAGUUAAGUAUACAAUGACGUCACAUCACACUCACACACACUCUACUGAUGGAAUGCCUCGUAGGCGCGCUGUUCCUCCAGCUUCGCCAAAUCGUCCGGAAAGACACACGGCGCGAACAGCGGAUGGCGUCGAGGGUCGCCCAUCCUCCCUGUGAACACGCACACACAUACACAGACACACAUCGACAGACACGCACUUCCGCCUGUCCGUGUCUCUUGCUGUGCGUGCUGUGUGUCUCACUCACUCACCGUUUCCAUCUGUCCUCUGUAUGAAGUCGAUCUUUAUCUCAUCGGUGAGGCACUGCCGCGUCACCGCGCGGAGGGUGCUCCUGGCUGUGGUGCUCCCCGGCACGUUCCAGAGCGCCUUCCUGCUGUAGAAGUCUUGAAGUCGCAGCCUCUCCCUCACCGCCGCAGGAUCGUCGUAGACCUCUCGCAGUAAGGGAGUGAGGGAUUCGCGAGGGGACCGAGCGAAGUCGGGGCCGUCGAUCGCAUAGGUGAAAUUCCUACACAGAUGCAUUCAUACGUAACAUAUAUUGGCACACAAUUAGUGUGUGCAAGACCCUGCUUCCUUCCUGUCCUCCUCCCUCACCCACUCGCCCACCCACUGACCUCCGCGGAAUCUCACAUUGGAACGGGACCCCAGUCUUGAACAUCUCCUCUGUCUCUGUGAUGAGCACGUUGAGAGUCCGCGUCCACAGCCCGUCGAACAACCGGUUGCUUGUCACAUCGUCGCCCCGGAAGCAAAGAUUGAGCUUUGAGUUGCCCAGCCGAUGCAGAAACGUGGCCGCCGCAUAGCGGCCACGAUCUGUUCGCUUGUCACUCUGCCGACCAGCCCUUUUUUCUUUCUUCGGAGCCAUCCGCCCACAGCACCGCUCGAACUUGCCCAUCUUUCCGCCGAAGACCUCCUUAUUGAUGCCGUCUUUGCGCGGACAGUAAGGAAUUGACUCCCUUCGCUCCUUGCCGUCUGCGUCCAGCACUUGAUAGGUCAUGGGCUUGGACGAGGAGACCAGGACGUUGGAGCUUGUAUUGGGCCUGAAUCGCCAGCCAGCGAGGUGCUGCAGCCCCAGACGGCGGUAGCGAUAUGCAUGCCUUUUGUCCGCUUGACCUACAUCGAUGACGCAACACGAGACCACAUGCAUCCACAUAAGAGAGGUCCAUCCAUCCCGCCCACUGCUCGCUCACCCUGAAAGAAAAGGUUGUAGUCUCUCGCGAACCAGUUUUGUCGCGACGGGGGGUCGAGUGCGGUGUCCAGCCGGUCGUCCUCGAAGACAUCCUCAGGGGAAAUGAAGCCGCGCUCCAGCAGGAUCUCCUUCUCAAAGGGCUCGUAGGCCUUCUGCAUGUAGGUCAUGGCAGAACUAUACAGACAGACACACACACACGCAAGUCACUCGAUUCAAUCACUCGUGCCACCCAGGCUGGCCUGUCUAUCUGUCGACUCACGUGUGUGGCACGUUGACACCGCACUGCCAUGACCUGUUCUCUGCAGACAAACAGACAAGGGCACUUGAUGCAUGGCACAAACCGAAUCCAUCCAUUGGCUACUUACUGUCCAAUGUGAGGGUGCGGCCCCACGUGAUGUUCCCGACAAAGGCAUGAAAGGUCGAUCCAAAAACCUUCUUCAUGGAUCCUCUCAUUCGCCAGUCUGUCGCCUAUGUGGCAGCCAUACGCAGCGUUGACACGAUUUCAUAUGCGUGCUUGGCCUUCCUUACGAUAACGAUAUGAUCCAGCCCGCCAUGUCGGUAAUAGUAGGGCAUUGCCGUGAUCUGAAUAAAUCAUGGGACAACCGAGUCGAGAGGAAACGAUUCGCGUAAUGUGUGCCCAUCUGCUUACCUCAUGAACGGCCCGAGUGGCCAGUGCGUGAGUUUGUUUUCGUUUGAGACCCGUGCAAACCUGAUCCAACAGAAGCACUGCAACACAGAAGCAUUCAAAAGGCCCCUCGAUUGCUUCUCUGCCCCAACACCCAUGCACCUGGAUAGAUGGGGAGGACAUACACGAGCGCCUGGUCAGGAUCGAAUGUGCGCCACGUGUCGCUCCACAGCUGAUCCAGCCAGAAGAUCUCCCCUGCACCACCACCACAUACGACAGGUUUAUACGACGUCGGCAACCUUCCGUACCUAUCUUCUUCUUGAUCCCAUGGUUGGCAUAUCGAGGCCAUGAGCCUUCGAGGAUUGCCCUUGCCGGCCCCUGACACCUGUUGUACAUCUCCAUCAGCGCGGGCGUGCCGUAGACGUAGAACGGGACCUCGAUCUUGCUCUCCAGUGCCUCAAGGUCAGCAAAGUCUUCCCGUUCCUCCCCUUCUCUCGCUGCUUGUGCAAUGCCCGAAAUGGCUCCGCUCAUCACUUCGCGGAAGAGUGAAAGAGGCGUUGGGAGCAAAAGAGCGUCGAGAGCGAAGAUGACUGCGCCGAAGAUGCCGAAGGCGGCGAGACAGAUGAGGACGCAGGGCAGCGUCAGCACCGUCAUCUUGGUCUGACAAGGGAAGGGAGCGGUUGGAGAUCUGGCCAGAUCAGAGCGAGG
This is a messenger RNA of Vitrella brassicaformis, 2791 nucleotides long. Lineage: Eukaryota; Vitrellaceae. The record is from the annotation of a GenBank genome assembly.